GCCCAGCUGGAGGAGCUCUGCUGCUUUCGCAGUGCCAUCACUCCCCAACGCUACCAACUUCACUUCAAUUGCCAGCACCACCGCCUGGACUCCAAGCCACCGCUGCUAGACGCAUCAUGCGCUUCUGGAAGCUCUCCCCCUUCCUGGCUCUUGGCUUCUUGGUCCUGUACCAGGUGGGCAUCUUCCAGGCAGCUCCACUCAGUUCUAUCCCAGAAAGCCCUGAACACCAUGCUUCACUCAACAAGGAAGAAAGAGACCUCCUGCAGGCUGCACUGAUUAAGAACUCCAUGAGGAGGAUGGCCACUGAGCCGAAGCAGGAGACACAGAGCUCCAGCAUCACUGUCCAGAAGAGAGAGUGCAAGUUAGCCACCUGUGUGAUCAAUCGGCUGGCAGAUCAGCUGAACAAAUUUAAUAGCAUGUUGGAGAAAGAUUUGAGCCCACCCGAUGUGGGCCCUGAAUCCUAUGGCGGUUACCGCAGGAACUUCAGUCCUGAGCAAUGA
Messenger RNA from Rhinolophus ferrumequinum (greater horseshoe bat), 500 nucleotides. RefSeq names its product calcitonin gene-related peptide 2-like. The record is from RefSeq and is a predicted model, not a curated record. The transcript has 4 exons. Gene Ontology annotation, molecular function: calcitonin receptor binding; hormone activity. Gene Ontology annotation, cellular component: extracellular region. The coding region runs from base 117 to 500 and encodes 127 amino acids. NCBI's taxonomy places the organism in Eukaryota, Metazoa, Chordata, Mammalia, Chiroptera, Rhinolophidae.